Phacochoerus africanus (Common warthog) is the source of this 780-nucleotide messenger RNA. Its product is annotated as DNA (cytosine-5)-methyltransferase 1-like. The record is from RefSeq and is a predicted model, not a curated record. Bases 310 to 561 code for a protein of 83 amino acids. Gene Ontology annotation, molecular function: methyltransferase activity. The transcript has a single exon. NCBI's taxonomy places the organism in Eukaryota, Metazoa, Chordata, Mammalia, Artiodactyla, Suidae. Gene Ontology annotation, cellular component: nucleus.
CUGGCCCCAGGCUCAGACUGGCGGGACCUACCAAACAUUGAGGUGCGGCUCUCAGAUGGCACCUUGGCCAGGAAGCUGCGGUACAACUACCACGACAAGAAGAAUGGCUGCAGCAGCACCGGGGCCCUCCGUGGGGUCUGCUCCUGUGUGGAAGCGGGCAAAGCCUGUGACCCUGCGGCCAGGCAAUUCAAUACCCUCAUUCCCUGGUGCUUGCCCCACACCGGGAACAGGCACAACCACUAGGCUGGCCUCUAUGGACGGCUUGAGUGGGACGGCUUUUUCAGCACAACUGUCACCAACCCUGAGCCCAUGGGCAAGCAGGGCCGCGUGCUCCACCCGGAACAGCACCGUGUGGUGAGCGUGCGGGAGUGUGCCCGCUCCCAGGGCUUCCCCGACACCUACUGGCUGUUCAGCAACAUCCUGGACAAGCACCGGCAGGUGGGUAAUGCUGUGCCAUCACUGCUGGCCAAAGCCAUCGGCUUAGAGAUCAAGCGCUGUAUGUUGGCCAAAGCACGAGAGAGCGCCUCAGUUAAAGUCAAGGAAGAGACUACGAAGGACUAGUUUUGCCCUCCCAUCGCCCUUGUUUCUGGCACCAGGGAUCCCCAACGUGCACUGAUAUUGUACUUUUAACAUUUCAGUCUGUCAGUUCAAUGUGUUGUACACGGUGUUUGUGGCCUUGGCUGACAGUGAAACUGUUCUGUGAGGUUUGCUUAUCAACUAACUGACUUAGUGAUCAAACUGUGCAGUACUUUGUGCAUUCUGGAUUUUAAAGAUUUUUUA